UAGACUGUAGAGCGUCUACAGCGACAGCACAUAUGACAGGCAGAAGUAAGGGCUGAUGAAACAUUGGAGCAGUGUGAAAAGCGACAGCAAGUUACAAUCCAUUCAAAGAACACCAGGCAGCAGAGUACUAUGGGGCUCCAGAAUCAGGAACAGACCAUCAAACUGCAGCAGAUGAUGAAGGAACCUCUCAAUAUGGAACAGACAAUCGAACUGAAGCAGAUGAUGGAGGAACUCCUCAAUAUGAAAACCAAGCUGCAGCACAAGAUGGAGGAGCUCCAGAAGGAGGAACAGACCAUCAUACUGCAGCAGAAGAUGGAGAAGCUACUGAAUAUGAAAACCAAGCUGCAGCAGAAGAUAGAGGAGCUCCAGAAGGCGAACACUGAGAUGCAGCAUUCUGAUGAGGAGCUCCAGAAUCAGGUAACUUUACUUAAUUUACAAUAA
Clarias gariepinus (North African catfish) is the source of this 441-nucleotide messenger RNA. RefSeq names its product centromere protein F-like. The transcript is spliced from 8 exons. NCBI's taxonomy places the organism in Eukaryota, Metazoa, Chordata, Actinopteri, Siluriformes, Clariidae. The record is from RefSeq and is a predicted model, not a curated record. Bases 130 to 441 code for a protein of 103 amino acids.